Molecule: messenger RNA, 1222 nt
Organism: Cantharellus anzutake
Lineage: Eukaryota; Fungi; Basidiomycota; Agaricomycetes; Cantharellales; Hydnaceae
Product: actin depolymerizing protein
Exons: 8
Coding region: 67-1059 (330 amino acids)
Biological process (GO): barbed-end actin filament capping; actin filament depolymerization
Cellular component (GO): actin filament; cytoplasm
Molecular function (GO): actin filament binding; actin monomer binding
Source: RefSeq, a predicted model, not a curated record
GAGGUAUCAGGUUCCACUCGCGACGACUGUUCAUUUCCGGGAUUCUCGAAUAAACCCUAUCAAUACAUGUCGACUAGCUCAGGGAUCGCGGUGUCUGCUGACCUUGCGGCAGCCUACGCGUCUGCCAUCAAUGAUAGCACCGUGCGCUUCGUGAUCGUUGAAAUACAAGAUGACUCUAUCCCUUCCUCGGGGGGAACUCUGGUCGAUGAUCUCCCCUUGCUGCAAAGUGCUCUGGAAGACACUGUCCCUGCUUAUGUUCUAGCACGCUUGGAUUCGGAUGACACUGCUUGGUUAUUCAUCACUUACGUGCCUGAAGGAGCCACAAUGUUAUAUGCGUCGACAAGGGGCUCACUGACUAAGGAAUUCGGGGAUCAGCGAUUUAGGGAUUCCCUUUUUGCUACCAGCAAGUCCGAUAUCACUCCUGAAGGGUAUGCUGCGCAUUUAAAGCAUAAUGCAGCUCCUUCACCAUUAUCUGCACGAGAAGCCGAAAUAGCUGCUGUCAGAGCGGCUGAAGGCAACGAGUAUGUUAGUUCGAAAACUCGCACUUCGCAUCUUCACGUUGCUGCCAACCGCGUUGAAACAAAAUGGAGUGCCGAAGCCGACGAAGCCUUCCGAGAUUUGGGCGCAGGGGAUCCAUCCUUCAAUUUGAUUGUAGUGGAGAUCGAUGUUCUGACGGAAAGCCUGGGACUAAAGGAGAAGGUAUUGACAACGAUUGACGAGAUCAAACACUUCUUGCCAAAAUUAAAUCCAUCAUAUGCCUUGUAUGCUUACGAUCAUGAAGUUGAAGGGUCUACAAUGCGCGAUAUCAUUUGUAUCUACGCGUGUCCAACCUCUUCUCCUGUCAAAUCUCGGAUGUUGUAUUCAGCUUCCCUAUUGUCGUUCGUUCAGAUUUUACGAGAUAAUUGCAGCAUUAUCGUUGCGAAGAAAGUAGAGACGUCAGAACCCGAUGACUUGGAUCUAAGCUGGGUGAAGGGAGAACUCUCGCCCAGCUACGCUCCUGUCAUUGAGAAGAAGACCGGAUUCGCAAAACCAAGAGGGCCAGCUCGUAGGCCAAGAUAAAAUUGGGGUUGUACUAGAUGAAGAUGUUUUGAACAGUUGAUGCGUGGAAUGUAUUAGCGGUAUAUUUUGACAAAUGCAGCGAUUCAGAAAGCAUGAGGGGCUCCUGUUUCGAGGGGUAUUUAGCGUACGGCAUCAUUUCUUCCCACUGACACUAUUAUGCUCG